AUGUCAUUGUUCAUUACACAAUCUCAUAUAUCCAGUUGCGAAGAAGGUGAAGAUUGUUGGAGCUCCGAUCGGCAUGGUGGAAAGAUUAUGCGAUACACUGUGACUGGCUUGUGGCACAAAGAGCCCCUUCUAGUGUUAUCCCCGUUUGAUGGCCAAGUUGCGGGAAUGCAAUGCCAAAGUAAUCUGAUCAGGUUGGGUUGGAGGAUUUUGAACGCUCGUGUUGUCGGUUCAGACCCCUUUUUGGGCGUCUACUUUGGAGAUGAUGGAAAUGGAGUUUCUAAACGCGCAACAGUUUUCCGGGUCUCUAAUUAUGUCUUUCUCAUUUUGAGUACAAUGCUAGGGUUGGGCCUCAACUCCCCUGUAGGCUUCGGCUUUGCACUUAGAUUGGCCUAA
Messenger RNA from Ilex paraguariensis (yerba mate), 393 nucleotides. The record is from the annotation of a GenBank genome assembly. NCBI's taxonomy places the organism in Eukaryota, Viridiplantae, Streptophyta, Magnoliopsida, Aquifoliales, Aquifoliaceae.